CUCAUCCGGGCGUCAUCUCAAAAUUUGAAAAACCACCCAGCUGCGAUGCUAGGUCGACGAUGAACCCAAGCGACCCGGGACGCAGGGCCGGUGACGACGUCCUCGAUCCAUCGCUUGUCGGCGUGCUUCCUGUAAUUCCACCAGAGUCCUCCGACAGGCAGCCACGCAACAAUGCCGCCACUGCAGCCACCGCAGCCGGCGUGCGCGCCUUCACAGCGCAGGCCAUUGCCUUCUACUUUCGUGCGCCGGCCAAGGCCUUCUUCAGGAUGCGCGUGGACUACCUGGCUUAUGCGCGAAAUCUGCAGCAGCAGAACCACAGCUACAUGGUCAACAACCUCCCUGGCACCGCCACCAACGGCAACGGGAAAGGCAACGGACAGGUUGCGAGGCAGACAUGGUGGCAGUGGUGUCGGUCUGUUGUGAGCCGGACGACGCCUGGUGUGCUCGUCUCGGCGGUGCGGCACUCUGGAUGGCGCGUGAUUCCAGAUCAGGUUCUGCCGCCUUUAAUCGCCAACGUCAGCGUGGGAGCCGUGCUGUACACAAGCUAUCUACAAAUUCUCGGCCAGCUUCAUGAAGAUAGUGGCAAGGCAACGAAGAGGGUGUACCCGCCGCCACGGCCAAGUGAGACGUUCACGGCUGGUCUGCUCGCUGGUGCCCUGCAGAGUGUGAUCGCCGCACCGCUAGAUGCGAUCCAGGCUCGUUUCGAUCGAGGCGGCCAGGGGCCAGAGCUCAUAAAUGGCAGUGGCCGGCCUCAGAGCAUGUGGUCGUUCAGCUAUGCCAAGCUUCGAGAGAUCGGGAUGCGGGGCAUCUUUGCUGGCUGGUCUCUGUCUCUGGCCAAGGACAGCCUCGGAAGUGCCGUAUUCUUCAGCAGCUUUGAGUAUGUCAAGGCCCAGAGCUACUAUAGUUUCAUUGCCUGGUACUAUGGCGAUCUCAGUGAGGAUGUGGUCAAUAUUCUGUCGCGAAGACAGCCUGGCCAGGACAAAAGCGCCCACCACGCCAAGACGAUCCAGCCUCAUUACUCCAUCGAACCCGCCUUCCUGAUGCUUGCUGGAAUCAGUGCCUCAUUCGCUCAGCAGGUAGUCCUUCACCCCUUAGGCCACGUUCAGGUUGAACACUGGGAGCAUCUCGAAUACCUCGACGCGCAGGCUCGAAAGAUUCGCAAGUACACCCAGGCCAACGCGCCCAAGUCCAAGUGGCAGUGGAAGAUGAUACAUGCCUACUACCAUGCGUACAGGGAGACGUGGGCACAAUGCGUGGCACAGGCUAAAGUGCAGGAGGGCAGUGGACCUAAUGCCAUGAGGAGAUGGCUGUACCGUGGAUUCUGGUGGAGCACUAUCCGGCAGGUUCCGAGCACCAGCGCCGGACUGGUUAUAUUUGAGCUGGUCCGACGGAAGUAUGGGCUCGGCGGGGAACCGGUGAGGAUCAACAAGGAUGGCUAUGACAUUUUACUUGCUUAGAUGGCGGGAUCUUAUCAUCACGUCUAGACGGCGCGGCGUUGUGGACAAUUUUCUUUUCUCCUGAACAAACAGCAUUACCUCUCAAUCCAAAGGCGUCUACAAUUCGGGCUGCGUCAUGAAAGAUCAUCAUCCUACCAAAAGAUGUGCGAUAGGAGAGGAUCUAUUGCACGCCAGUCCCAAGACCAACAUUACAUAUCAGAGAUCCACUCCUCUAUCAAGGUUCUAAUUCCCAUCU
This is a messenger RNA of Cryphonectria parasitica EP155, 1692 nucleotides long. Its product is annotated as mitochondrial carrier. The record is from RefSeq and is a predicted model, not a curated record. Lineage: Eukaryota; Fungi; Ascomycota; Sordariomycetes; Diaporthales; Cryphonectriaceae. Gene Ontology annotation, molecular function: L-ornithine transmembrane transporter activity. The transcript has a single exon. The coding region runs from base 60 to 1457 and encodes 465 amino acids. Gene Ontology annotation, biological process: mitochondrial L-ornithine transmembrane transport.